Messenger RNA from Xenopus tropicalis (tropical clawed frog), 1642 nucleotides. It is a transcript of the gene maf1, whose product is annotated as MAF1 homolog, negative regulator of RNA polymerase III. Bases 558 to 1292 code for a protein of 244 amino acids. Gene Ontology annotation, cellular component: nucleus; cytoplasm. The record is from RefSeq and is a predicted model, not a curated record. Gene Ontology annotation, biological process: negative regulation of transcription by RNA polymerase III. The transcript has 9 exons. Lineage: Eukaryota; Metazoa; Chordata; Amphibia; Anura; Pipidae.
ACAGGGCUGCGCUGUGUAAGAGCCCCACUGGCACUGACUGUGCGAUUCACUGCCCCGGGCACAGCUUGCUGCUAGGGCAAUACCGGGCAGUACCGGGACACAGGGGGCGGGGCACCAACACACAAGCCUUUAUUUAUUUGUUCUCUGUCAGAAGUGGGAGGCGCAAACAGAGGAAAUAGAUUGUGGGCGGAGCUACCACUUCCCAGCUUUUUCCGCCUUGUGGUCGCUCCCACAAGGCUGUUACGUGUUGCGUCACCGCGCUUACGUGCAGGCGUGAGGAGACUUGUGACGUUGUUAUUUUCGCAAGAGCGGAGGCUGCGGGGACUGCUCUGUGGGAGACAUUCCCAUCACUGAGAGAGAGAGGGGGGCUGUGCUGGAGCAGAGAUGAGCUGGGCCGGCGCUGGGAACUGCACCCCAACAAGUUCUGGGCAAGUUGUGAUGGAACCUGAGCAGAGAGCCAGGCCGACCCAUUAAUCCCACUCUGUGCUACUGUGGGGCUUCUACAGGCAGCAGCUCUGCCCUCUCUGUGCAGAUAUUUUACUUCAGGAACCUUCAACAUGAAACUUCUAGAGAAUUCACAUUUUGAAGCUGUAAACUUCCAGCUGUGCGUGGAAACGGGCGAUGCGCACAUUAUAGGCAGGAUAGAGAGCUACUCGUGCAAGAUGGCGGGGGACGACAAGCACAUGUUUAAGCAGUUUUGCCAGGAGGGACAGCCACAUGUUCUGGAAGCGCUCUCACCCCCCCAGAGUGGCGCCAGCCCAAGCAGACUAGGGAAGAGUCAGGGUGCGGAUGAGGAGGGGCCCCUGAGUGACAAGUGCAGCAGGAAAACCUUAUUCUAUCUCAUUGCCACUCUCAACGAGUCCUUCCGGCCCGACUACGACUUCAGCGCCGCGCGGGCCCACGAGUUCAGCCGGGAACCCAGUCUCAAUUGGGUGGUGAAUGCAGUGAAUAGCAGCCUUGUGUCGGCAUUAGGGGAUGACUUUACCCCCCUGAGGCCCAAGCUCUGGGAUGCGGUGGAUGAAGAGAUUAACUUGCUGGAAUGUGAUAUCUACAGUUACAACCCAGACCUGGAUUCUGACCCAUUUGGGGAGGACGGGAAUUUGUGGUCCUUUAAUUAUUUUUUCUACAACAAAAAAUUGAAGAGAAUCGUUUUCUUUACCUGCCGCUCCGUCAGUGGCUACACCUAUGCUCUCGCUGAUACUGGCACAGAGCUGGAGAUGGAUCUGGAGGAGGAAGAAGAUGAUGAGCCCAACUGUGUUGCGGGGGAGUGGCCCCAGCUGAUGUGCAUCUGAACACGGCGGAGGUUGGCGUUGCUCUUCGGUGGUCCCAGCGCUGACGGCUUCUCCCCCCCCCCCCCCCCCGGCGCAUUUCCUGCGCUUCUAAGCUCCCCCCCCGUUUCCCACUCUCUGUUUUUGGACCGUGACGCAGGAUUUUCACUCUGGAGGCUUUUUUUUUUUUUUUUUUUUAUAGAGGGGCAACUUUUUCAGCUUUUGGAUUAUUUUCUCAGUUUUCCUGUUGGGAAUUCACUGCAGUUCCAUCCUGUUCCAUUUCUCAGGAAUUCUGCCCCAGCCCCCCCCAUCCUGGGUCAGUGCCCUGAGCCCCUGUAUAUCUGCUAUCGGCCCCUGACGGAUUCUUGGAUUUC